Aspergillus neoniger CBS 115656 is the source of this 625-nucleotide messenger RNA. RefSeq lists its product as uncharacterized. The annotation marks the transcript as partial. The record is from RefSeq and is a predicted model, not a curated record. The transcript has a single exon. NCBI's taxonomy places the organism in Eukaryota, Fungi, Ascomycota, Eurotiomycetes, Eurotiales, Aspergillaceae.
CGUGAUUUUUGCUCUUGAUAUCUUUUCAAUUGAUCUAAAUUGUCACUACGCAUAACCAAUCCAAAUCGAAAGGAUAGUUAUGUACCUCCCUACUUUGACACGUACCACCCCAUACAAUAAACAGGCGGUCGCAACACGAGGGAGAGAUUUAAGGACGUAUGUUUUGUCCAAAGAAUCCGAUCACUCUUGGCACGAUUUUGACCUCGACGAAUCAUGGGGAUACGACGGACAAGGCUUCGAAUGUGCCGACUCCUUCCUCCUUCCAUCCUUCCAACCUUCCAUUCCUCACUCAUUAAUCUUCCAUGUUAUAAUGAUAUAAAAACCUAUAGUUAGUUCAACAUUUCAUCAGGUUUGAGCAACAGUGAAAGAACAUCACUAGCUCAGGAAGCUCAUUUUCUUCCUUCGCCAAUCAUUUCCAAUCAACGAUAGUAUAGUAACCAUCCAUCCCCAAAAGGAUAGACAAUCAAUAUAUGAAUAAUAAUAGUAAAAUGGUGUAUGCUCAAAGCGAACCCAAACGACCCCGUGAACAGUUGUCAGGCAAUGGGAUUAGAACGAGCAUGAAAUAUCACUCUCGGUCUCGAAGCUAAAAUUUGCUAGUGGAAUGGAGAGUUUAUCCAUCAACAAG